Molecule: messenger RNA, 765 nt
Organism: Plasmodium malariae
Lineage: Eukaryota; Apicomplexa; Aconoidasida; Haemosporida; Plasmodiidae
Product: 50S ribosomal protein L12, apicoplast, putative
Exons: 1
Coding region: 1-765 (254 amino acids)
Biological process (GO): translation
Cellular component (GO): ribosome
Molecular function (GO): structural constituent of ribosome
Source: RefSeq, a predicted model, not a curated record
AUGAAAUGUAAAAGGAGAGUACUUUCAAAUUUGACAAGAAAAAAGAAAGUUGAAAAUUUGUGUGGUCAGAAAAAAAAAAGAUCUAAAUUGUUAUCAGUCGGAUUGUUUAAAAUAUUUAGUAAGCCCAUUUUUCGUCUCCUUCUAAUAAUAUACAUAUUAUUAUUACAUCUUGUUGAUGUAGUUAAAAGUUUUAAGCUUUCGAAUGAGCAAAAUAAGUUUAAUUGCAAUAAUUUUUUAUAUUACGAAAACAAGUCAAAUGAUAAUUAUGGGAGAAAAAAUUUUUUAAAUUAUAAAAGUAGACCUGUUUUAAAAAAAGAUAUAAUAAUUAACAGUAAUAAAAUAUUUAAAUUAAAAAGCGAAAAAGUAGACAAGAUAAUUGAUAGUUUGAAAGAGUUAACUUUGUUAGAAGCAAGUGAACUAGUUAAAAAAAUUGAAUUAACAUUUUCUGUUGAUGCAAGGCAAAAUCUAGAUAGUUCUAAGGGUACACAAGAAAAUAAAACAAAUGAAUCUGAAACUAAUGCAAAAGAAGAAGAAGAAGAUGAUGAGAAUAAAGUCUACGAUUUAAUUUUAGAAAAUAUUGAACCUAAUAAAAAAAUACCCAUAAUUAAAAUUGUUAAAGAAAUAAAAAAAGACUUGAAUUUAAAACAAGCCAAGGACAUAGUGGACAACUUACCUCAAACACUUUUUGAAAAAAUUAACAAGGAAACUGCAGAUAAGUGGAAAACAAAAUUGACCGAUGCAGGGGGGGUUGUUAAGUUGAAGUAA